This is a messenger RNA of Tetrahymena thermophila SB210, 5479 nucleotides long. RefSeq names its product transmembrane protein, putative. The record is from RefSeq and is a predicted model, not a curated record. Lineage: Eukaryota; Ciliophora; Oligohymenophorea; Hymenostomatida; Tetrahymenidae. The transcript has 6 exons.
UUUUAAUCUAAUAUUUUAAGAUAAAAAUUAAAAAAGUAAAAAAUUGAAAAGAAGUAAUAAUACAAUGAUUACUUUAAAUAGUUUUAAUGAUAUUUUAAUAAAAUUAAUUAUUACAACAUUCUGUACUGCAGUAGUUGAUGCCUUUGACAUUAUAGAUUCUUCUUGCUUAGCUUUUCCUUUCUGUUAAAUAUGCUCUACUAGUUCAUGUUUAAUAUGUAUAGAGGGAUAUUAACUUAGCUAAGAUAAUCUGUGCUAACUUAAUACAAAUAUUUAAAAUAAGUACCCGAAGAUAGGCUUUUAUUUUGAUACUCUUUCUUAAUAAUUAUAAUUAUGCCAUCCAUCGUGUGAGAUGUGUAGAGGACCUUAUUAAUUUUAGUGCUUAGGAUGCAUUUAAGGCUAUUAAGAAAUAAUUUCAUAUUCAGAUAUGUUUUAUUGUAUUAAAUGUGAAGUCAGUAACUGCAGCAGAUGUGAUACAGAUGGAAAAUGCUUAGAAUGUAUUCCCUAAUUUUAUUUAGAUUAAAAUUCCAAUUAGUGCACUUAAUGUUAAACUUAAAAUUGCUAAAUUUGCAGUAGCGUAAGCACUUGCGUUUAAUGUUCUAAAGGGUAUAUUUUAUCAGGCUCUGGAAAUCAAUGUAACAUCGAAUCUGUAAAUGCAAUAUGCUAAAUUUAAAGAUGUAAAUCGUGCAACAAAGAAGGUUAGUGUAAUUUGUGUUAAGAUGGAUUCUUUUUAUAAAAUGGUUUAUGUAAAUAAUGCUAGUAGCCUUGUUUAACUUGCCAAGAUGAAAGCACAUCAUGCAAAUCUUGCCAAAGAGACGCAUAUAAAGAUUAUUAUCUCUAAGGAACUUAGUGUGUUAUGAGCUGUAAUCAUCAAUUUUAUGCUUCUAAAUAAUUAGGUAGGUGCGUUGAAUGCUCUUCAGCAAUCGAAGGUUGCUUAACUUGCCUUGAUUAAUUUACUUGUACUUCUUGCAUUGAUUCUAUAAAUUAUACUAUAUAAAACAAUAAAUGUGUGAGAAAGUGCAAGCCAAAUUAAUUCGUUCUGAUGAAUAGUCUACAGUAAAUAAAAUCCUUGUAAUAAAGAAGAUUAUGGGAAUUGGAUUAAGAUUCUGUAAUAAACUCUUGCUAAAACUGCUCACCUGAAAUAAACUCUGUAUGCAAAUAGUGUAUAGGUUUGCCAACAUAUUGCGAAAUUUGUUAAGAUGGCUAUUUUAUUUAUAACGGAAAAUGCCUUAACUCUUGUCCACCAAAGACAUACUCGCUUACUAAAUCAAAAUUAAAGAAAUGCUUCGAUUGCAUGGAAGGAUGUAAACAGUGCAUAAAUGGGAAUACUUGCCUUUAAUGUGAAGAUUCUUUCUAAUCAAACUCAAAUCAGCAAUGCCAGAUAAAAUAUUAAUAUGCAUUAUCUAACUAACCUAUUAAAUGUCUUUAAAAUUAAGUAUUUUUUAAUGGUUUUUGCAUGCCCUCUUGUCCUUCUGGAACUAUUCCUUUCAAAAAUAAAUGCUAAGCUUAUGAUUCUUGUGAGAUAAUUUCAUUUGACAUCGGAUAAUAAAUUGCAGUAUGCUAAAAAUGUAAAGAUUCAAGUAAAUUUAUAUAUCAAGGAUACUGCUUAUCUUAGUGCCCGAGGUUUUUAAAUACAGCCUCUGCAAAUGGUAUAUGCCUUCCAAAAUGUGAUAGUGACUCCUUAACUUUACUUUAAGAUUAUUCAUUCCCUUAAUGUGUAAAGGAAUGCCCUUUAAAUAGCAUAAUCUCUGGAUAUUAGGAGCUGAAUUAACAGUAUUGCAUUUAAACAUCCUGUAAAUUAGGUGAAUAUUUUGAUACAAUCGAUUAUUUUAGCUCUGAAAAUAAAGAUUCAAAGUAAAUGUGUAAGCAAUGUCAUCCUUCUUGUUUAACAUGUAAUGGACCUACAUAAUACGAUUGCAUAGAAUGUACAACAGGGUUAGUCUUUUAAGAGUAUUAUUUAAAUAAUGACCUAAAUCCUUUACUAAUGCAAACCAGAGUAAACUAUGCGAACUCUACAGUAACUACUAAAGCGAGUAUUCGAAUUUGCUAAAAUAAUUGUAAUUAUGGAUACUAAAAAUCAUUUAAUGGGGUAUGCAUAAAAUGCUAAGAUUUAAUAUAGUGCUUGAAAUGUCCUUCAUUUAGCUACAUUAAUGGUAAUAAAUGCUAAGAUUCGUGCUAGUCUGAUCCAUCACUUAUUGAAAAAAUAGAUACAAAAAGCUUUUCCAAUGAUUUUUGUGAUUAAAGACCAGGCUUAGUUUUGUAUGUGAGUUGCUCUAAAAAAAUAGGAAAUAUUUGUUUAUCAGCAAAGUUUCUAACUAUUCAAGCUAUAGCUUAAAUAUCUUCAUUUAACAAUAAUCAAUCUAGCUUAGUAUGCAACACUUCCUAAAAAUUCUAGCUUAUAGUUUAAUUUGAUGAUAAUUUAAAUUUGUAUAAUAUAACGGGGUUUAAUCCUUAAAUUUAAAAAUUCAGUGUUUCUUGUUCUUUAAAAGAUUAAAAUAAGUAAUUGUAUGGAGCCUCAACUAAAAUAAUUGAAUUUCUUGGUAAUUUUACAGGAGAUUUUUCUAUUUCAACAGAUAAAGCUAAUUCCUAGUACGAUUAAAUAAAUUUCAAUUUAAGUAAUUUCAGAAUCCCUAAUUUGCUUAAUAAUUAGUUGAAUUUUUCUGUGUAAGUAUCGACUAAGUAUAUAGAUCUCUCUGGAAAAGAAUAAAUUUUUGAUAUAUUUUAAGCAAAUUAGUAUUUAAACAGCAAUUUUCUUCCAUAAUAUAGAAAUUAGAAUCUUAGUUUAUCUUCUAAUUUUAGUUUUCCUCUCUUUAAUUUCAACUAGUAGCUUUAAAUCAAAGCUGAAAUAUUUUCUAUUGUAUAAGGAGAAAGGAUAAAUUCGUUUUAUUCAAAAUACAUUACAGUUUAUUCAAAUAAUUAAAAUAUGAAUAAUUCAAAAAUAAUUGUACAAUACAACAAAUAGGAAACAGUUAAGUAAAUUAUAUCAUACAUACUAACAAACUAUUCAGACACUAGCUUAAACGAUUUUUCUUCGAUUUAUUAAAUAAAUGACAUUUUAAAUUACACUUCAAAUAAUGUUAGCUCUGACAUAGAAGUCCAAAGAGAUGUUAAUAUCUUAAAGUCUUAUAAUUAUGGAUUUAAUUAGCAGUUUAUAGGGUGUGAUAGCAACAUUACAUGCAAUAAUUAGGGUAAAUGUGGCUUGAAUCGUAACUAUUAUACGAUGUGUGAGUGCUUUGACAAUUAUAUAGGAGAAGGAUGUUCAUGGUAGAAUAACUAAUUAUUUACUAACGCUUUAUAAUAUGUUGAAUAAUUUACUACAAACCUUUUAAUUUCGCAGAUGGCUCCAUAUAAUAUUAGCAUGCUAGAAUUAAAAUAUUCUAUUUUACUUACAUUGAUGAAGUCAAGAUAAAUAUUUACAUAGACCAGCUUUUAAAAUAUUUACACAAUCUUAUAUUAACUAGAUAGUGAUAUGCUUAAUUAGCUGUCUUUAAGUGGUAUUUAAAAUAUAUUAGAAAUAUACAGUUAUUUGAUAGAUUUAGCAAGGUAAUUUAAUCUUAUGAAAUAAAUUAGUGGAAAUAUAGUAAAUUUAAUAGAAAAAACUGUAAUAACCUACUUUAGGAAAGUUUAAGGGAAUAUGACAUUUGAAAGCUCUAAUUUAUACAUAUAAUUUUAAUACAUAUAUAAUUCUAAUAAAGAUUUAACGAUCCCUUUUACACAAAACCUAAAAUUUAUAUUAAAAUUCAAGAAAAGAUAGCUUUAAUAAACAUAAUUUUAAUUUAAUAAGUAUUAUUUAGUUUCUUUUAAUUUACCGAGCGAUGUUUUCAUUACAAAUCCAAUUGAAAAUUAAUUUGCAAAUAAUAAUAAUGUUAUUGUGGCUCUAUCACCUGUGACAACAAACAGGCUAUUAUACACAGAUUAAAAUGGUAUGGUUCAUCAAGAGCAAAAUUUAUUUUUUAGCUUGGAUGCUAGUUUAAAAGGACCUUAAGGAAAAGCAAUUAAAUUUAGUCCUGAAUGCUAUAUUUUUACAAAUAAUCUUACAUAUCUAGAUACAAUAAGCAAUUUAAAUUUUGAAAGGAUAAAUGAUUUUUCUUAGCUACAGUGUGAAAACAUCGGGUUUAAUUCUACAUUUAUAGGACUUUAAUUAUCCCAAGAUUAUAUAAAUUCAAUAGAUUCAAGCUAAGAAAAUAAUAAAAACAACAUAUUAUAAUCUAUAUCAGAUGAUGGUGAUUCUUUUUAUUCUCUAAAAGUUGGUUUGAUUGCUUCUUUUAUAAUCAUAUCUCACAUGAUGUUUUUUUUUACAAAAUUUUUUUGUAAAGGAAAAACUCUUAUCUAUACCUGCAUUUUGACAAAAUAAUCAGAUGAAACUGCAAUUCCUAAUUAAUCUAAUGUAUAAAGCAACACUCAAAAACAAGAAAUAUAAUAGAAAAAUCAAUUUAACUGCACAAAUAUUAAAGAGCAAAUGAACCAAAUUAACAUUAUAAAAGAUAAGGAUCAAUUAAAUUCCAAUCAAAAUAAAAUUCAAAAUAAAUAUAUUAAGAGAAAAGAAAGCUUGAGAAUUAUAGCAGGUAUAAAAAUGGAUACUUCUUAGGAUUUCAAAUAGUAAUAAUAGUAAGAUCAGUAAUAAUAAUAUUAAAUAAAACAAAGAGAUGUACCAUUAAUAUAAGAAGUUUGUUUAUAGCCUUAGAUAAUAUCUUAAAUAGUAGAAAAACCAAUUUAAAUAAAUAAUCAAAAUAUCUAAUCGUUAAGUAAUUGCUCAAUGAGUCCUGACUCAAUUCAAAUUGUAUUUCAAAAUAAUUUUAUCCAUCAAAAUUAAAAUAAAGAAACUAUUAAAUAAAGUAAUACCUUUAGCAUAGUAUCAAAUAAUGCUGAAUAAAAUCAACAAUCUAUCCAAGUAAACUAAAAUACCUCUCCAAAAUAAGACAAUAUUAUUAAAAUUAGCAAUAAUUAAAUAUUUGAUAAAAUAUUUUUCUACCACUCUUUUACCUGCUUCAACAUAAGUUUUGAAUACUGUCCAAACUACUUCAGAGUAAUGCACUUUGCUCUUAAUUAUUAUAUGAUAGCUUCUUCAAAUAUACUUGUCCUAAGUUUCUUACAAAGAUACAAUUUAGAAUAAAUAGAUUAAGUAAUAGUUUCUGUCAUUUUUGGUAUGGCUUUUACCUAUUUAAUCUCCUUUUUAGUUCUCUUAAUAUUUUAAGCUAUUUUUAGGUUUCUUAAAAGUGAAAAUAAACUGUCAAAUUUACAACUAUUUUAAUAUUAUUUAGUGUUUGCUAUUCUAUUUGCUGUAGGAUCAGUUAUAAUAUCUUAUAGCUCCUCUGAGAGUUCCUCGUAUAGUGUUUUAUCAUAUAUCAUAUCUAUCAUAAUUUCAAUAUCUUUAGCAAUUAUUCUAGAAUCUAUAUCACUUCUGUUUUUGAAAUAUCAUAAAUCAUAGAGAAUACUUUAGCUUAUUAGAUACAGAAGUCUGGAUUUCUAAAAAUGAAGGAAU